Molecule: messenger RNA, 447 nt
Organism: Nannospalax galili (Upper Galilee mountains blind mole rat)
Lineage: Eukaryota; Metazoa; Chordata; Mammalia; Rodentia; Spalacidae
Product: cystatin 10-like
Exons: 3
Coding region: 1-447 (148 amino acids)
Molecular function (GO): cysteine-type endopeptidase inhibitor activity
Source: RefSeq, a predicted model, not a curated record
AUGGCCAGUCCACUGUGCCCUGCAGUGCUCCUGCUGGCUGCCUUUGCCCUGAUCCUGGCUCUGGCUGUGAACCCUGCAGUCAGUAUUAACUCUAAGGACAAGCAGGUGGCAGUGGGUAGAGUGGAGGAGGCUGACCCCAAUGACCAGGAGACACAGAAAGUGGUGAACUUUGCUGUCAAAACUUACAACGAUUUGAACAAUGACCUGUACCUUAGCCGGCCAAUUCGAGUGAUGAGCGCCAACCAGCAGGUCGUGACUGGGAAGAACUUCUACUUGAAAAUAGAGCUAGGCCGAACCAUAUGUACGAAGGCCCAGUCUGAUUCAGCUGAUUGCCCUUUCAGUGAACAGUCAGAUCAGCAGAAGAAAGUAACCUGCAAUUUUGAGAUCAACACAAAGCCUUGGUUGAACGAGAUGUCCAUGACAAACUUCAACUGUCAUAGUGCCUGA